Messenger RNA from Ctenocephalides felis (cat flea), 4559 nucleotides. Its product is annotated as cleavage and polyadenylation specificity factor subunit 1-like. The transcript has a single exon. The record is from RefSeq and is a predicted model, not a curated record. The coding region runs from base 164 to 4405 and encodes 1413 amino acids. Lineage: Eukaryota; Metazoa; Arthropoda; Insecta; Siphonaptera; Pulicidae. Gene Ontology annotation, molecular function: protein binding; nucleic acid binding. Gene Ontology annotation, cellular component: mRNA cleavage and polyadenylation specificity factor complex; nucleus.
UCAUCAAUUUGAGGUUAAAAAUGCAUUUUGUCAAAUGAAAGAUUGUAAAAAAUGAAAUUUCAAUAAACUACUUAAGAAAUGCAUUUUUAAGUAUCGUAUUUUAAGUAACAGUGAAUUAUAUUGUACAUUUUAAUGUGUUACGUUACUCAGUAAAGACUAAAACAUGUUUUCCAUAUGUAAACAAACUCACCCUUCCACAGCAAUAGAAUUUUGUAUAACUUGCCACUUCUAUAACAAAAGAGAAAAAUGUCUAGUAACAGCAGGGGCAAAUGUUCUGAAAGUAUUUCGUAUUAUACCGGACGUGGAACCAGGCUCCAAAGAGAAAUACUCAUAUGCACGUCCUCCAAAAAUGAGGCUAGAAUGCCUGGCAUCUUUUCAAUUGUUUGGCAAUAUCAUGUCUUUGCAAGCUGUACGCUUAUCAGGAAGCCAGACUGAUGCACUUCUAUUAAGCUUUAGAGAAGCUAAAUUGGCUGUUGUGCAAAUGGAUAUGAUAACAUAUUCUUUGAGAACUCUUUCUCUUCAUUACUUUGAAGAUAGUGAUAUUAAAAAUGGCUGGACAAGUUGUCAACAUAUUCCAACUGUGAGAGUUGAUCCUGAUAAUCGGUGUGCAGUCAUGCUUAUCUAUGGAAAUAAAUUGGUUGUAUUACCUUUCCAUCGAGACAGUCUUUUGGAUGAAAUGGAUACCAUGGAAGCAAAGCCAGUACAAAAUCCUGUAACUGGCGGAACAAGUAAAUGCUCUAUUUUAGCCUCAUAUAUGAUAGAACUUAAAGAAUUAGAUGAAAAAAUUGAUAAUGUUAUUGAUAUUCAAUUUUUACAUGGUUACUAUGAACCUACUUUAAAUAUACUUUAUGAACCAGUAAAAACAUUUCCUGGCCGGAUAGCUGUUCGUACAGACACUUGUUGCAUGGCAGCAAUAAGUAUAAAUGUGCAGCAGAGAGUACAUCCUAUAAUUUGGUCUUUGGGAGGUUUACCAUAUGAUUGUUGCCAGAUUGUAGCUGUUCCAAAACCCAUUGGUGGCUGCUUAGUCUUGGCUGUUAACUCUAUGAUCUAUCUUAAUCAAUCUGUACCCCCAUAUGGAGUUAGUGUGAAUAACAUAGCAGAUCAUAGCACCAAUUUUCCAUUGAAGCCUCAAGAUAAUGUGAAGUUCAGCUUAGAGCGUGCUUGCUGUGUUUUUAUAUCGCCUGAAAGACUGGUGCUAUCUGUAAGCUCUGGUGAGUUGUAUGUUGUAUCUCUUUUUGCUGAUAGUAUGCGCUCCGUAAGGGGUUUACAUUUUGCAAGAGCUGCAUCUAGUGUUUUAACCACUUGUAUUUGUGUCGUGGAAGAUGGUUACUUGUUUUUGGGUUCUAGACUUGGAAAUUCUCUUCUAUUAAGAUUUACUGAGAAACAACAAAAUACAGUAAUAUCUAUAGAAGAUGAUGAAACUGAAGAAGUCUCAGCAAAGAAGAGAAGAUUAGAUACUGAAGAUCCACAGAUGUUCGGGGAUUUAGAAUUUGAAGUAUAUGGAACAGAAACUAAAACAGCUAUGCAAUUAGCUAGUUAUGUUUUUGAAGUUUGCGACAGUUUAUUAAACAUUGGUCCUGUAGGUUCUGUAGCACCUGGAGAACCUGCUGUAACUAAUGAUGAACUUGCUGGACCGGACCCUGAUAUUGAAUUAGUAACAACAUCAGGUCAUGGGAAAAAUGGGGCCUUGUGUGUUUUGCAAAGAUCUGUUAAACAACAUAUCAUUACCACAUUUACAUUGCAAGGCAUAGUGGAUAUGUGGACUGUAAUGAGUGAUGAUAAAAUGACUGAAAAUGAAGCAAGUCAUGCAUUUAUGAUAUUAAGUCAUGAUACAACAACUAUGAUUCUUAAAACUGGCAGUGAGAUUAAUGAAAUAGAUGAUACAGGUUUUCAGACAAGGGCACCGACCGUUUUUGCUGGUAACUUGGGAAAUUGCAAAUAUAUUGUACAAGUCACUACAAGAAGUAUAAGAUUGCUUCAAGGUUCCAGGUUGUUACAAAAUAUUCCUUUAGAUUUAGGAUGUUCUAUUAUACAAGCUUGUACAUCUGAUCCUUAUUUAUGCAUCUUAAGUGAACAAGGUCAAGUUAUUACAUUGGCAUUGCGUGAUGUCAGAGGUGUUGCACGUCUUGUCAAUAAUAAAAAUUCUAUUGGAGCUGUACCUAGAGUUUUGUGUAUGAGUUUAUAUAGAGAUAUAAGUGGAAUGUUUACUAAUACUCUGAGUGAUUAUGAUGAUUUCAGUAGUGCACCAACUUUUCAGAGCAGAAGGACCAAUAAAAAGCCAAGUAUGAAACCAGAAAAUGAAGAUGAUUUAUUAUAUGCUGAUGCCAGUAAAUAUGAGUUGCCCACAUUGGCAGAUAUGGCCCAGCAUAUGCCUGCUUCGUCUUCAAUUGAUACAUCAUGGUGGAGAAAACAUUUGCAAGAAGUGAAACCUUCAUAUUGGUUGUUUGUAGUUCGAGACACUGGAAAUUUAGAAAUAUACUCUAUGCCUGAUUUACGUUUAAAUUUUCUCAUUCGACAUGCAGCUCAAGGUUUAAAAAUGUUAGUAGAUUCAAUGGAAUCAGUUCCAUUGAUCAAGGAUGUAGUAACAUUUCAAGAACAAUCAUUUGGCAGCACAGUUUUAGAUUAUGGAAUCAAGGAGAUAUUGAUGGUUGCUUUAGGUAAUCAUGGCAGCAGACCAACAUUGAUAAUCAGAUUGGAUCAUGAAAUUUUAUUGUACCACGUUUAUAAAUAUCCCAAAGGAAAUUUGAAGCUUAGAUUCCGAAAAAUUAAUCAUGCUAUAAUAUUACCAAAACCGGUAGAAAUAGAGACCAAAAUUGAUGCUGAAGAUAUGUACAGUAGAUCUAAGCAGUAUUUAACAAAAAUGCGGUAUUUUAGUAAUAUUGCUGGAUAUAAUGGAGUCUUUUUAUCUGGCGUAAACCCCACUUGGCUAUUUUUAACAGCCAGAGGAGAAGUUAGAACACAUCCCAUGUCCAGUGAUGGUGCUAUAGAAACUUUGGCUGCAUUUAACAAUGUGAAUUGUCCAAAUGGGUUUGUGUAUCUCAAUUCAAAAUCAGAACUUAGAAUUUGUAUUUUACCCACUCAUAUAUCAUAUGAUGCUCCAUGGCCUGUUAGAAAAGUUCCUUUACGAUGUACAGCACAUUUUGUUGUAUACAAUUUGGAAUCCAAGACAUAUUGUGUUGUUACUAGUCAGAGUCAACCUUCACAAUCAUAUUAUAAAUUCAAUGGUGAAGACAAAGAAUUAUCUGAAGAAAACAAGGGUGAAAGAUUUUUAUACCCUAUGCAAGAAAAAUUCAGUAUGUGCCUAUUUUCACCAGUUAGUUGGGAAGUAAUACCAAAUACAAAAACUGAUCUUGAUGACUGGGAACAUGUUACUUGUUUGAAAAACGUAGCACUGGCUUAUGAAGGUACAACAUCAGGUCUCAAAGGAUAUAUAGCUCUAGGUUCCAAUUAUAAUUACAGUGAAGAUAUUACAUCCAGAGGGCGUAUUUUAAUCUACGAUAUUAUAGAAGUCGUUCCGGAACCUGGUCAACCUCUAACCAAAAAUCGUUUUAAAUUGGUAUAUUCCAAGGAUCAAAAGGGACCGGUUACUGCAAUAACCCAAGUUCUUGGUUUUCUUGUAUCAGCUGUUGGCCAAAAAAUAUAUUUAUGGCAACUUAAAGACAAUGACUUGGUUGGUGUUGCUUUUAUAGACACCCAAAUCUACAUACAUCAGAUGCUUAGUAUAAAAAGUCUUAUUUUAGUAGCAGACGUGUAUAAAUCUAUAAGUUUGCUACGGUUUCAAGAUGAAUUCAGGACUCUGUCAUUGGUAAGCAGAGAUUAUAGACCUACUGAAGUUUUUAGUAUAGAAUACUUAGUAGACAAUUCAACAUUGGGAUUCCUUGUUUCUGAUGUAGAUAAAAAUUUAGUGACUUACAUGUAUCAACCAGAAUCACGUGAAUCUUGCGGCGGCCAAAAGCUUUUAAGAAAAGCUGAUUACCACUUAGGCCAGCACGUGAACGCAUUUUUCAGGAUACGAUGCAAAAUCGCGGAUGGCAUCGAUUCGCGAAAACAUUUCUCAGGAUCGGAUAGAAGGCACAUUACAAUGUUUGCAACAUUAGAUGGUGGUCUGGGAUAUGUGAUGCCACUUCCAGAAAAAUGUUAUAGAAGGCUCUUUCUUCUACAAAAUGCUAUGAUGACGCAAACCCAACAAUUAGCAGGUCUUAAUCCGAAAGCUUAUCGAACUUACAAAUCGUCCAGGAAACUUCAUGCAAAUCCAGCCAGGUGUAUUAUUGAUGGAGAUUUAGUAACUUCGUAUGUGAAUUUGACGGCUAGCGAUAAAUUAGAAGUCGCUAAGAAAAUAGGCUCAAAAAUGGAAGAUAUUUUAUAUGACUUAUCAGAUAUAGACAGAAUGACUGCACAUUUUUAGAUUUGUUUUUUGUUAACAGUAAUUAUUAAUUUAGGUGAAUACUGAUUUAGUUAAGUGUGGAACUGUUACAAUUAAUAUGCAGGAAAUAUCGAGUUGCAACUAAUUAUAAAAUUUAUUUAAGAUUUUGAGAAAUAUGUGUGUACAUUCAAAUGUA